Messenger RNA from Nicotiana tabacum (common tobacco), 822 nucleotides. The record is from RefSeq and is a predicted model, not a curated record. Lineage: Eukaryota; Viridiplantae; Streptophyta; Magnoliopsida; Solanales; Solanaceae.
AUGUCAUGGGAAACUAUUUUCCCACCAACCAUUUUCCCACCGAGCGUCUCUCCUGGGAAUGUCGUAGGAAUAUUGAAAUUUCACACAGAUUUCCCACCGAUUCUUCCUUGGAAAAAGACUUCAUUUCUAGUAGUGAGUGAAAGCUUCAUCUCUGUCACAAAUUCUUCAUGGUACAUAGGUGAAUUGGUUGAGCAAUGGGAAAAAUGCAACGCGAUAGUAUUGUCUUGGACUGGAAUUACAGUUUCGAACCAAUUGAUGCCAGGGAUCGUUUAUGCCUCAGAUGCUAGGAAGGUAUGGAAUGAUUUUCAAGAGAGAUUUGAUCGUUCAAACCUAACAAGGAUCUAUUACCUUUGGCCUGAGAUUGCAACGAUGAGACAGGGAACAGAUUCAGUGACCAGCUAUUACACUAAAAUGAAAGAUCUAAUGAAUGAAUUGGAUGUUUUGGCCCCAAUUUCUUGUUGUGAUUGUGAAGAGUCAAGAACUUCAGUUGAACAUGUGAAGUAUCAGCGUAUGUUGCAGUUCCUUAUGGGCUUGAAUGAAAACUAUAGAAAUGUGAGGAGUAACAUACUAGCACGGAGACUAGUAGUUACUAUUAAUGAAGCCUAUGCAAUUGUAUCACAAGACGAAAGCCAAAGAACACUUGGUGUGGUUAUCUCCCAGAUUUUAAGAGUAAGAAGAAAACUGGACAAUUUGUUGGAGUUACAGGCCAAUAGGGUGGCAGAGUACAACCUAGUGGAGGAUUCAAACCAUAUGCCAAUAAUGCAACUACUGAAGCUCACCUGCAAGGACAUUUCUUCACUGAGGAAGAAUACUCACAGUUGA